Molecule: messenger RNA, 2324 nt
Organism: Macrobrachium nipponense
Lineage: Eukaryota; Metazoa; Arthropoda; Malacostraca; Decapoda; Palaemonidae
Product: protein stum homolog
Exons: 4
Coding region: 580-1092 (170 amino acids)
Biological process (GO): taxis; sensory perception of mechanical stimulus; proprioception
Cellular component (GO): sensory dendrite
Source: RefSeq, a predicted model, not a curated record
GCGAAUCCUCAUUCGUGACUGGGAGUCCGUUGCGAUAACAAGCAGCGUCUCCUCACUCAUCUUCCAUUUCAGUUCGCGAGAAAAUCCUAUACUCGAACUAUUUGUUUUUACGAAUUGAAAGCUAUAAUUCGAAGCCUGCCUGCGGUCUUUUCCCGUUCAUGAUUAUGUUAACAUUAUAAAAAAAGAAGAAUAUACUACGAAAUUGUAACCACGAAUGGUGAAAAAGCAAAAAGAAAAAUUGAUAUAAUUGCCACAUUAAAAUCUUAUAUCGUUCAGAGAGCGUGCAUUUCGAAUUGGAAUUCAUACAGUGCUUACAUAAGGACAUAUCUGAUUAAUGUAAUAAAUCUUCAAUCAUGAUGCUAACCUGAAAGAAAAAGAAAAUUAAGGGAAAAAUCUAAUAAAAAUCGAACGAGAAGACCGCGUGAGGCUAAGUACGACAACUUUGCGAAAAAAUUGUACGAAAGCAAACGAGGAAACGUCUGAAAGCGCCGAGGGAAAAAAACAGUCAUAUAAAGCUCCAGUUCUAGUGAAGUUUAAUUAAGCAAACUCGCAAAGGAACAAGCAAAACCAAACAGAAGAAUGGUGGAAAGCGAUCAAGCCCCACUCAAACACCAGGGAUCCAAGUUACUGCACAAUGCCGGAAUCGGUAUCGAAAAGCGAAGGCGAUCUUCGCUGGCCACGAACUACAGAAUAGAGAACAAUAAGGUUAUCAUCGAAAAUGAAGACGGCACCGUGCAAGAACUGGAGAUUGUGUCCAGUAAAGAAAAACAGGGAAAGCUGAGAAAAGCCGUGCCGGCUCUACCUCUCGGCUUCGCGAUCACCUGUCUGAUUCUUAAUAUUAUUCCUGGAUUAGGAACGUUUGUGUCUGGCUUCGGUGUCCUGUGCGGAUACGAAUCUAACCUUCAGAGCAAAGCCUCGACCAUAUUCUGGAACAUCGUGACGGCUCUCCUCCAGCUGCUCCUCGCUCCGAUCAUCAUAGGAUGGGUCUGGUCUCUUCACAGAGGAGUUCUCAUCGUUCAGGAAGCGCUUGAUAAAAAGAUGAGAUCACGCCAGCAACAGCAGCAGCAAGAGUCCCAUGGAUGUCCAGCAUAACGAGGCUUCACCAGCACCGGUGCCCACGCAGCUUUACCGUUAAAGCUUCGGACCAUCCCCCCUAUGUAGUAGUGUUAAGGAAGAAGUUUUCGUGUGAUCUCAUUUGAGAGAAGAAGAUGCUGAUGAAGACGCUGAGGAUUCUGCGCAACCCUCAAAUUGUAAUCUUGGAAUGUACAGGAAUAGGAAUAGGAAUAUCUUUUCCGGUGUCUUGGAAUCAACGAGCGAAAUGGAUAAGUUGCUGUGAAUGCCUCGAGUCGUUUGUUCGCCUGGGUGCACAAAUGCCUCUCGAAGUGAUUUCUAUCCAUUCAUUUUGGAAUUCUAUAAAUCAAAAUAAAGGACUUGAACUCCUAUUGGAGGAAGGGAUUGUAUAUUCCCAUUAACAUUUAUUAAAAGAUGUUUUUUCUAACACUAAUCCUCACGUCGUAGAAGCGGAGUUAUAUUAAAAAUGAUUUGGUCGCCAUGGUUUAUGACUCGUGCAUAUUUCUCAUCGAUCUCAUCUGUCUGUCACAUGUUAAACAUUUUGCAUAACAGUUCCUCAUAUAAUGUGGUUGUGUGAGUGGAUGAGUUGAAUAAGUUUAAUAGGCAUAAUGAGGUCUUCAGUUGUCAGCUACGUAAAUAGAUUGAUUGAACUGAUUUUUAAAGUUCAUUAAUUAAAUGGCUUAAGCAGAAAAGUGAAGUUUAUUGGCCAUUCCUGCAAGAACUAUAGGCCAGGUCGAUAGCACCUCCACUUCAGGGAAACUUACUUGAAUAGGUAUUGUUUUGCAAUUUGAACUUUUUUUUUAUUUUAUUUUAAAGGUAAUCUUCGAAUUUCUACACUUACUCUGCCAGCAUCAUGUAUAAACACUUAAGGGAAGCCUAUAAUCAAAACGAAGGAAAAAUUAACAAAUGUCAUAAUGUUAUUCCAUCAAGCAUCAGUCAACACCACUGUGCUUCAUAUUUGAUCUCCUCCCGUCUAGUCAUUAGUUAGGCCCUUCCAUGUUGUGGACUUGUAACCGUAUAUUCUUCAUGACAUCAUUAAUCUAGGGUUAAGUAUGACGUAAUUUUAAGAGACUUUAAAGUUAUGUCCAUGGGACGAGACUGGGAUUGUUUCCCCCUUUUUUUUUUUUUUAAUGUAGAAUAAUCGAACACUUAAUUUCUCUUGGCUACUGUUUUAUACCGACAAAGCCUCACAUCUUUCGUAUAAUAAUAACUUUUCCCCCUAGCACAAAAUAAACUAAUUUUGUGUACUGUUC